AUGAUAUGUGUGUUUCUUGAUACGCAUUCCAGUGGAUUGGGGACUAUGUUUUGGCCGCUUUAUCGAGUCACAUCCGCCAAUACUUCAGGAACGCGCAAAUGGGGUCGUCGUUUUUUUUACUGUACCGGUCUGAUGACUACACUCUACGUUUGUGCCGACUACUGGACAGGUAUCUCAUUCACUCGUUCUCUACGAGCGGUAAAGGGGACAGCGCAGAUUGCGUAUUUAUACAAGACCACAACGCCUGAAACUUGCGAGGAAUUUUCGAAUUUGCAUCGCACUGCAGCAGAAUUGAUUUUAAAUGUCUGUUUGAAGAAUGAGGGUCUUUACAUCAAGCUUGGACAAGGCUUGAACGCGUUGAAUCAUGUCUUUCCACGCGAGUACAUGGAUGUUUUGAAGGAUCUUCUCGAUAAGGCCCCGUGUGUGCCGUUAGAUGAUAUUAAUCGAAUUAUUCAGGAAGAAACUGGAAAAACCGUAGAUGAGAUAUUUUCUCAUUUUGAUCCCGUACCUGUCGCCUCUGCUUCGAUGGCGCAGGUGCACCGGGCCACAUUGCGCCCCACAACUCUGCAAGAUGAGCCAAAAGAAGUUGCUGUCAAGGUUCAGAAGCCGUAUAUUCGCUAUCAAGUCUUUUGGGAUCUACAAACGUAUCGUUUUCUCACUUGGGCAAUUGGAGUUCUCUUCAACAUGCCAGUGAGUUGGGCACAACAGACUAUCAUCGAAGGCGUCCGUCGUGAGACUGAUUUUGCUGCAGAAGCAGGCAACCUGGAGCGAAUGCGGUUUGAGCUUGCUGAUAAUCCAAACGUGUAUGUCCCGAAGUUGUACAAGGAAUACUCCACCCAACGAUUAUUGGUGCUGGAGUGGAUUGAUGGCGUCAAAUUAGUCGAUGUGGAGACUGUGCGUCAGCAGUUUGAUGUCGUCACUGUUUUACGAACUCUUUUUGACGCAUUUGGGGACAUGCUAUUUAAAUACAGCUUUGUGCAUUGUGAUCCACACGCAGCCAAUAUUUUGGUCCGCCACCCACCGCUUACUGGGAAGAGUGAGCAGCAGGCGCCGCCGCCGCUGGAAAGAUGCACGAAUCCGCAAAUUGUGUUGCUGGACUUUGGCAUGUGCUGCCCAGAAACGGAGAGGUUUCGUGUGGAGUACGCUUUGCUCUUCAAGUCCAUCGUGCUGGGGGACAUGGUAACCAUGCGUAAAAUUGUCACGUCAUGGGGCAUUAUUGAUCCCGAGGUGUUUGCCUCAAUACAAAUGCAAAAGCCUUACGAGUCUUUGCGGCGCGGCAACCGCGAAGAGAUCACCAAGAAAGAAGUGUUUGAAAUGCAGGUGAGGGCGCGAGAAGCUGUCCAAACACUGCUGAAGGACCAAGAAUUGGUGCCACCCGAACUGCCUUUGGUGGGGCGCAGCAUUGACAUCCUUCGCGGACUGAACCGUCUCUACGGUGCACCAAUCAACCGUGUAAAUAUGCUUAUACGGCGGGCUGUAGCAGGGCUUGGCCCUAUCAACAGCUAUGAGAGUGCUCAGUACUACCUUGACCAGAUUGAUCGGCUGGCUGAAACCACACCAGCAAAGGAGACGACGACGGCAGAAGGCGUUGCAGCUCCAAAAGUGGUGUCUGUGUUUGAUGCUGCUGUUGAACGGCAACGGCGGGAGCAGGCGGCGGCUGCGUUACGUUUCCACGCAAAGCACAACGCCUCUGUGAAGAGGCGGCUGCGCGCAAAUGUCCUCUCCGCAUACAGGAGGGUUAUAUUUGAAGUCAUGCUAUUUAUCCUUGAUGCUUAUCACCUGUUUGGGCGCUUAUACAUGAUGCUUCUAAUUGCGUGUGUGCCGGGAUCAGCGGACGCAAGGCAAAACGAGGACUCGCUAGAGGACCUCUUUCAGAGGCGGGAGCUUCGUUUUGGUGACAAUCCAUCCCGUUCAUCGAAGAAGGAAAAAAGGGAAGCGUAA
This is a messenger RNA of Trypanosoma rangeli, 1941 nucleotides long. Its product is annotated as putative ABC transporter. Gene Ontology annotation, biological process: protein phosphorylation. The transcript has a single exon. Gene Ontology annotation, molecular function: protein kinase activity; ATP binding. Lineage: Eukaryota; Euglenozoa; Kinetoplastea; Trypanosomatida; Trypanosomatidae. The coding region runs from base 1 to 1941 and encodes 646 amino acids. The record is from RefSeq and is a predicted model, not a curated record.